Messenger RNA from Hyalella azteca, 7061 nucleotides. Its product is annotated as protein artichoke. The transcript is spliced from 6 exons. Gene Ontology annotation, molecular function: protein binding. The coding region runs from base 724 to 4755 and encodes 1343 amino acids. Gene Ontology annotation, cellular component: extracellular matrix. NCBI's taxonomy places the organism in Eukaryota, Metazoa, Arthropoda, Malacostraca, Amphipoda, Hyalellidae. The record is from RefSeq and is a predicted model, not a curated record.
CGAUAACAAUUCUGAUCCAGCUCCUCGAAGAUGAAAGUUAUUAUCAAGUUUAACGUUCGUGAAACGACAAUGUCAAUGUGGCAAUCUACUUACGAAUGAUUUCUGAAUGGGUGAAACUGAGAAAAAUUAUUCAUAAUAUCACUUGAAAUCUAUUCGUGGUAAUUAUCAGCUCGGCGACGCAGUUCUUCAGUUUUGUAAAAGUGUUCUAGCUCAGCAGGAGUGAAAGAUUAAUUAUUUAUAAGUGAAAUCAGUGAGACAUGGCAAGUCAAAAUGUUGCAUCUUGGCGAGGAGAAACAUUGGUGAUGUUGUGAAGCCAUCUUGGCCAACGAGAUAGCUAUGUGAAGUGGUUGUUCAAAAUUGUAUGAGCAAUAUCCGAGUGUAUAUUGAUUGCUCUUAUUAUUAAAACUUGUUGAUAAGUUUAUCAGCGUGUAGCAUUGUGUUUCAAGUGAGACUUAUUUAUAGGUGACACUUGCUUAAUUUCUGUCUGGCACACGUUGUAAUGGCAUAAUUAGUUAAUAGUUUAAUGGUUGUCUCUGUAAUUGUUUUAACUUCACGCCUGCCUGGCAGUGUUUUAAUGCCCUCGUUUGUGCUGCUAUAUUCAAAUGUUAAGAACGGGCCGAGUAUAUCAAGCCUCUGUAGGGGGAUUGAUUGACAGCCUUGAAAAUACCAAUGGAAUUUUUUCCGAUGGAAUAAGAAUUAUCUUUGUGAAGAAAUAACGCAAAGAUGAGGCGCCAUCUCAUGUGCGUGCUCCUGGCCUUCAUAUCAACUUUUGUGGGGGUGUCCAAAGGUCAGAGACUUGAAGAUGGUGCUUGUCCAAGUUUCGAGAGCAACCCUUGGUGUCCAUGCUACCACAUCAACAGCGAUGUGUUCUUGGAGUGCCCUAUGGUGUCCCUUGGAGUUGUUAACAGCGUUCUGCGCAUGAUACAACGUCCAAUAAUGUCGUUUAGUAUAUACGACUUGGACCCAAAUGUCACGGUACUUCCGUCGUACCUUUUCAAAGAUUCUGUCAUUUGGACUUUGCACUUAUCACAUAGUAAUGUCAGCGUUAUACAUGAGAAAACCUUUCGAGGUUUAGAGGACACAUUAAAAAAAUUGACUCUGAUGCAUAGUAAGCUUACUGAGGUGCCUCAAAGUGCCAUUCAAAAACUGCGCAGACUAGAACUGCUAGAUUUGGAAGCUAAUAAUAUCAAACAAAUUCAAGGUGACAGUUUUUUUGGGAUGAAACUCACGUCUCUAAACCUGAAUGGUAACGGCUUAAACUAUAUAUCAGAGUAUGCCUUUGAUGGGUUAGAAGACAGCCUAAAAGAGCUGAACUUAAUGAAUAAUGCAUUGGAAAGACUACCAAUUUCUUCAGUGCGGAGGCUCAAGAAGCUCAAGAGCCUUAAAGUGACUUGGAAUUUGAUAGAAGAAGUGCAAGGUGACGGCUACUCGACCUUGCCGGCCUUGCAAGUUUUAGACUUGAGUAGCAACAAGUUCCGUUUUCUUACUAACAUAUCUUUAUCUUCAAUGCCUGCCUUAGUGUCUUUGUCUAUGUACCUUAAUGAUAUUUCUUACAUAUCCGAAGAGGCUUUCAAGCACUGCCCAAACUUAGAAACUUUGUAUUUGAGUCGAAAUAAUAUCCGAGAUUUAGGACCAUCGACGUUUUCUCACACGCCCAAGUUGCGAGUCAUAGAUUUAGGUCACAAUCAUCUCCAUGAUUUUCAUGAUGAUCUUUUUUCGAACUUAACUGAGCUUCAGGAGAUUUUUCUGCCAAACAAUAACAUUCUUAGAAUAUCAAACCUUUCAUUUUCAAACACGAGUAAAGUGUCUGUAAUUUAUCUGCAAAAUAAUGAAAUCCAUCACAUCGGCAGUGGCGCCUUCAGCAACAUGGAGCAUUUGUUUAACCUGCAGCUGAGCUCCAAUAAUUUGCGGGAGAUCCACGUCGAUCUUUUCAAGAAGACGCGCUCGCUUAGCUCCCUCAGUCUCGACGACAACAAGAUCUCGAAAAUAGAAGACGGAGUUUUCAGUCAUCUCAAUGAACUGCGAGAACUUCGCUUACAGAACAACGAAAUAAGAACUAUCAAUAAAAAAACAUUCUCUCCAUUGAAGAAUUUACUCGAACUUCACUUGCAAGAAAACAAAAUUGAGAGCAUUGCUAAAGAAGCCUUCUAUUCUCUUGAACAUUUGCAACAACUGGACCUUUACGGUAACAGACUUGUACACUUUCCUGACAUAUUGAGUCGCUAUCCAGCAAACUUGAUGAUCUUGAGAGCUUCAAAAAAUAAUAUUACAACGAUUCAUGACGAUGCCUUCAGAGGUCAAAGCAAACUUGAAAUUCUCUGGCUUAGUGAGAAUAAUAUCUCGAGUAUCAAAGAAAUAGUUUUUAGUGACUUGUCUUCCCUCAAACAGCUUCAUCUUGAAUUCAAUCGCAUCGAUUAUAUUCAAGAUAACACAUUUAGAAACUUGAAGAAGCUAGAAAGUCUGUAUUUGUCUCACAAUAAAUUGCAGCAUCUUAGUUCACUUACAUUCGAAGGCUUGAAAAGCCUAAAAGAACUUUAUGUGUCCAAUAACGUUAUCAUGGACAUUGAACCUCAAACAUUCCAAAAACUGGAAAAGUUGGAGUACCUCGAGAUUUCUCACAACCAAAUUGCAGUUGUUAGAAGAUUUAUGUUCGAAGGGUCUAUUCCCUUGCGGUCAAUAAGUCUGGAAUCUUCGAGAAUCGACGACAUAGAGACGCUAGUGUUCGCAGACCUUGCCACAUUGGAAAACCUCAACAUCAAAGGUAAUGUCUUGAGUCGACUUAGCAGCACGUUUCUCAGGACCCCUAACUUGAGAACAUUGGAUGUUUCGCACAAUCAAUUCAAAUCAGUCGAAGAAGACUCCCUCUUUGCCUGUAAAAAUCUCGACUCUCUUGACAUGAGUUUUUGUGAACGACGAGAUCUACCGAUUAAUUUUUUCUCCGAAUCGAAUUCUUUGAGGAUUUUAUCUCUAAGAAACAAUCGAUUAGAACGCCUCACUGAAGCUAUGUUUCAGAAAUUAACUAACUUGAAGGUGCUGAAUCUAUCUGGAAAUAAUUUGAACAGCCACAGUUUACAUGCGCUGGAUAAAUUGGUAUCCAUAGAAACUUUGGAUAUCAGUAACAAUCCCAUAUCAGAGUUUACCAUAUCAACCGAGAGACUGAAGAACUUGAAGGAGUUGGAUUUGUCAAGCACUCACCUCAAGUCCCCGACCCUAUACACAUACCGACGAUUUUUACGCUUGAAGUUCUUAAGCUUAUCAAACAACAGCUUAGCAGACUUUCCGACUGGUUCUUUCGCAUCAUCGAGUCUCGAAGAACUGAACCUGUCCAAUAACAACCUCAAGGAAAUUCCGCGUUCCUUCCUAACGGACCGACCUCCGAUGCUCAAAAAGCUUAACGUUUCUGGCAAUCCUCUGAAGUCAUUGACAGGAGAUUCAGGUUUAUUGGCAGCUCUAGAGAUCUUAGAGGCGCCGUACACGAACCUUACAGACUUGUCUUCAAGAGACUUCGCAGCCGUGCCUAACCUGCGCGUUCUUCGGCUGUCCGGCUCCAGCAUCAGCAAGAUCGCUCCUGGAGCUUUCCGAAAACUGGAGCACUUAGAAGUCUUAGAUUUAUCUUUCAAUCUGCUGCUACUUCUUCCGAAAGAAAGGCUCCGAGGAUUGUCUGCUCUAAAUGUCCUAAAUAUCUCUGGCAACAAUCUGGAGAGAUUAGAUCCUUUGCCGCCCGAUGCCCGCAAUAUCAAAAUCCUAGACGCGUCAGACAACCUAAUCACUCGACUACGAGAUAGGACGCUGGCUGAAGCGACGUCCCUAGAGAUCCUUCUACUGGCCCGCAACAAUCUGGGGGACUUGGACCCCGCUUCCCUGCUGGCACAAACUAAGCUCCAGACCCUCGAUCUCUCCUUCAAUAAUCUCACGUCCCUUGAUCCUGCAGUCCUGGAAAAAGUCGAACGCUCACUGAAGAUUCUCAAACUUAAAGGUAACCCCUGGAACUGUGACUGUGAGGUGCGGCCGUUAUGGUCUUGGUUGAGCGACCAUCUCUCCUUAGUGCAAGAGCUCAACAUGGUUACCUGCUCCCAACCCGAGAGUUUGAAGGGCGCCCUGCUGCUGCCGGAGUCGAGUCAGAGCUUCUGCCCACAGCAGGCGGUGAUAGCAGGACUGUCGGUGGAGGACGUGUUGAGCCACAGCGUCGUGGUCAUGUGGCAGCCUGCGAACGACACCAACCUACAGGGCUUCACUAUUGCUUUCCAAGAAACGCGGCCCGACGGUCGCCUCCUGGGGCUGCUGCACACGCAUAAGCUGCCGCCCGAGCCUCGCAGCCUAACCAUCACGGAGCUGCUGCCCGACACUCGCUACCUCGUGUGUGUUCAGGGCAUCACCACACCAACCCACAUCGACGCGCGAUCCAUGCCCCACACACAGGAGAUGCCGCUGUCGCUCUCUCAAGAGCAGCAGAGCGACACUAAGUGCACCAGAGUUCGAACCCUGCAAGCGCCGCCCGAGCGAACUUUGCUCAGUACUCGCCUGGCCGUCCUCAUAGGCAGUGUGUCGGCCAUUGCUCUGGUAGCUUUCGUGGUUAUCAUCGCCAUAUGUUGCAGGUUGUGCCAGAGCAAAGGUGAACCUCUCAAGCCAAGAGAAAUACCUCCACCUACAGAUUUUCUGAGCAACUAUAGACAUCUUUCUGUUCCCAAUAGUGACGUCACUACCACAAAUAACACUGCGAAUGUGCCCACCGAAAAUCACAACACUGCUUGUUGAUCACUCCGUAUGCAUGACUAUAUAACAUCGCCUUCACCAAAAUACAAGUUGCGUUCUCUGGCAUUGAAACAAAAAACAUUUAUAUAAAUUAAACACAGCAUAAACGUCUCCACUAGUAAAAAUACAGUCAGACUUGAUUACCUGGAUCACAGAUAAAACUGAUGGACUUCAUCAACAAUAACGAUUAAAAUAUUCAUCUCCAUCACAACAGCAAUAUCAGUAAUAUUCAUCGUAAACACCUUUAUAAACAGAGAUCUGUCAACACAUAACCUUCACCAAAAUCGCAACUAUGCAUAGAUAACACUUUUUAAAACGAGGAUCUUUCAUCACCACCCACAACAGGGAAAUAGAUCAUCACCAUUCACUACUCUAAAUACUCGUAUCUUUAAUCAACUUCUUAUGCGUAGCAUCCACGGUUCGUUAGUUAACCAUUGGUCAAUCUUUAAUUGGCCUUUGUUUUAUAUUAAGGAACGAUGUACUGAAUAUUACACCAAACCUCUCAUUCCUAUACACCAAAGAAUCUCGUUUGUUUCGUGUACAGUAGUCCUAAAGAUAACUUAUUUUUAUAAUGCAAAUUUGACUCUUCAUGCACUAAUCAUCUUCUACUUAGGUUAAGUAUACCUCAUAUUUUUUAAGAUCAGUUUGUGAAUGAAGAUGAAGAUGUUUCCCGCUGUUUAAUUGUGAAUGACGAGUGAGUGAAUGUAAAAUAGAACGUUCAUGUAAAUAUACUAUUUAUGUCGUUGAGACAUGGAUGCAUAAUGGCGUUACGUACAUUUAUUUAUGCGCGUGCUCGGAAAGAUUCUCCAUGGAAACACAUACAUUGAUUAAUGAGAGAUUUAAAUAACAAAGUGAAUACCAGGUAAGCCCAGGAAUUUUCGUUUUUUAUUAAAAAAAAUAUAUUCUCUCAUAGUUUCUCAAGUAUAUCCCUGUUGUUUGAACCGGUCGUUGUUCAAAAAAUUUAUAGAGAAGAAAACUUUAGACGAAAUCCCAUAAUUUGAUUAAACGUUAAUUCUAUUAUAUGAUCAGAUACAUUCGUACUUGUGAUUAAAUAUAUAAUAAAUGAGAUUAGUCCCUGCCUGAGACUUGACUUUAGUGAUCUUUAUGCAUGAGAGACUUGACUUAAUUCUCUCUCAGUAAUGUCGGAAACUUAGUGAAUGUUCUUUAUUUCUACUUAAUUUAGCGGCGAUUAGUUUCUAGGGAAGUUAUGUUGUUAUAUUUUUAUUCAGUUAUAGGGCUGUUAAUAUUAUCUAAUAAAUGAAAACUUUGAUGAUCGUUAUAUUUGCCGCCCUUCUCACCCCACCAAAAUGUCUGACGAGAUUAGACUUAAGCUUUAUCGCAUAGGCAGGUCAACUACAUGGCACAUUUUUGCAAUAAAAAUCAAUCGAAAUGCUAGAACAUGUUGCCCUAUUUACGAUAAAUGAAUGAUUAAUUUCUCAUUGCUUUUUAUUUUUCAGUAAUCGUCAAUUAAUCACAAAAUUCUGCUGUUUCUACUCAUUGGCCAAAAAUACAUGACGAUAGUCGGCGAAAAUUCUGCGCAAGAAAAAAUUGUCGAUGUACUGGCGUUCAAUGGAAUGAAAUGCAUUGCAAAAUUUUGCUUCUCUGAAUUGGUAACUAUUUUCUGUAUAUUUUUUCAGCCAAGUUAGGCUCUUAAUCAUAAAUGCUUUACAACAAAUAAUACCAAAAAUGCAAAAUAUCUAUUAUUUAUGAGGAAUUUUAAGGCAUAAAAAUUAUUUAUGUCCGAUUCUUAUUGUUCGCUGAACAAUAGCUUCACGAAAUUACUAAAUCUUAAUAAGGCGUUAUUGCGUAAUGCUUAUUUUGAUCGAAAUAACAUUAACAAUGUUAAGAAUUUUUUCAUUCAUUUAUGUAUGCUUUUGUUAUUCGGAGAUCCAAUAUUUCUGGUGUAUAAUUGGUUUUUGGUUGGCCUCCUAUAACCCGCCUCUGAUUAUUAGCAUAGUCUUACAUUCUAUGUACCGUCAGAUGUGAAUCAUGAAUGACUUACAAUUUUAAUAUAUAUCUCAUUUUUCGACGCAAGCAAGAAUAAUCUAAUGAAUAUCAUAAGCUAUUUAUCGUCGCUCCUUAGCCGGCCAUCCCUGGUCCGGCUAUGAUAUUUGAGAUGAAGCAACAUUCCAAUAAAUUUUAUAGGUUUAAUUAUACCCGCAGUGAUAAUUAUCUGCGACAGCUUUAAAAUGUUGAGAUUUAUUGUGUGAAUUAUUGGAUGAAUCCAAAUAUCUAACGUCGCACAGAUCCUGACCUCAUGUGUGAAUAUGUCUGUUGAAAUGUGAAUAAAACAAUGUAUCUAUGAGUAA